ACUUUUUCGCUCGAAUGCGAAUUAAAGCGAAAUUAGGAUAGGUACCACAGUACAUAAAGACGAGACAUGAAUCGUUUCACAUGGUCUGACGGUUUUUUUGGUCAAGAUGAAACGUUAGUGACACAACAAUCCGCUAUCAGAAUUUAUGAUGGGGAAGAUAAGUCUUCGUUUGACAAUGGUCGCUUAUUAUUGACUACACAUCAGUUAAUAUGGCGAGAUAGCAAAAAUCCUUCUUAUGUAAUUGCUUUACAUCUAUCUAAAAUAGUAUUUUGUGAAGAAGAGUCAUCCCGCGCAAAAAUCAUUCUUCAUUUAAGCGAAACGGAGUCUGGUCAUUCCCAAGGUCCAUCCGCUACAAGCAAAUACAAUUUCAUCAAGUUUUCAUUUAAAAGCGGAGGUCAAAUUGAUUUUUAUAGAUGCUUGAACGAUACUUUACAACGAAAAUUAUGGAAAGUUGUCGCAAAACCAAAAAAAUCUUCAAUUUUAGAAGGAAAGGCUGUUGGAAUUGGUGGUAUUGAACGUUCCAUGCAAAAGCAGCGGGCGGCGACCGAUAAAACCAUCUCUGCUGCUUUUCAAGAUCUUGAUGGUCUAAUAGUAAAGGCUAAGGAUAUGGUUGAAAUAUCUAAAAGUAUUUCGAGAAAGAUAAAGGAUCAGAAGGGUGAAAUAAGUGAAGAUGAAACAGUCCGAUUCAAGUCAUACCUUUUGUCAUUAGGUAUAAGUGAUCCAGUUACUAGAGAAACUCAUGGAACAGGAUUGAAAUAUUAUAGAGAACUGGCUAGAGAAGUUUCAAAAGCAAUUGAGAAGCCAUUGAGGGAGAGCGGAGGUGUAAUGACGAUGACGGAUGCCUACUGUAGAAUAAAUAGAGCAAGAGGAAUCGAGCUAUUGUCUCCCGAAGAUCUUAUUAAUGGCUGUCAACAGUUGGAAGCCUUAAAACUUCCUGUUCGAAUGGAAAUUUUUGAGUCUGGAGUUAUUGUAUUGAAACUACAUUCAUUGAUGGAGGAAAAUCUUAUCGAAGAAACUUAUGACUUUGUAUCUAAAAAGAAGUGUUUAAGCGCCGAGGAAUUGGCUGGUAUACUCAAAAUUAGCAUUGUUUUAGCCAAAGAGAGAUUGUUACAAGCAGAGAAGAAAGGAAAAUUGUGCAGAGACGACUCGCUUGAAGGGCUGAUAUUUUUUCCUAAUUACUUUUUAAUUACACCAACAAAUCUUGAUUUUAAUAGAACAUAA
This is a messenger RNA of Dimorphilus gyrociliatus, 1221 nucleotides long. NCBI's taxonomy places the organism in Eukaryota, Metazoa, Annelida, Polychaeta, Dinophilidae. The record is from the annotation of a GenBank genome assembly.